Messenger RNA from Fragaria vesca subsp. vesca, 825 nucleotides. RefSeq lists its product as uncharacterized. Bases 1 to 825 code for a protein of 274 amino acids. The transcript has a single exon. The record is from RefSeq and is a predicted model, not a curated record. Gene Ontology annotation, biological process: root development; shoot system development. Lineage: Eukaryota; Viridiplantae; Streptophyta; Magnoliopsida; Rosales; Rosaceae.
AUGGCUUACCACACUCGAUCUAACAGCUUCCCCUCUAGGCCACACCCAAUCAAUCAAGAAGUUGAUGAAUAUUUGUGCAGAUUGAGGUCUUCUGAAACAACUUCCACAUCAUCCAUAAGCCCCAGACUAAGUAGUCUUCAAGAGUUGCAUGAUUGUGUUGAUAGGUUGCUUCAAUUGCCACUCACCCAACAAUCCUUGUCACAACAGAAGCAUCAGAAAUGGGCUGAUGAGCUACUAAACGGAUCUCCUAGGAUCUUGGAUGUUUGUAGCGCUGCCAAGGAUGCAGUGUUGCAAUCCAAGGAGUACAUACAAGACCUUCAAUCAAUCAUCAGAAGAAGGCGUAAAGACGACUCUGGAGUGCUCACAAGUGAGGUUAGAAAAUACUUAACCUCAAGGAAGACAGUGAAAAAGGCAAUCCACAAGGCUUUAAAGAAUCUGAAGGCAAACAGAUCAACUUUCUCUUCACUCGACAACGACCAAGAGACUAUCGCCAUUGUCAGCAAGCUGAGAGAUGUUGAAGCAGUCACCCUCACAGUGUUGGAAUCAGUUUUGUCCUUCAUCUCUGGGCCAAAGUCAAAGCCUUGCAGCUGGCCUUUGGUUUCUAAGAUGGUGCAGUCUAAAAGAAUAGCUUGCGAGGAAGAAAUGGAAGUAAACGAAUUUGCACAAGUGGAUGCUGCAUUGAAGUCACAAAAGAAUUUAGACAAUGCACACAACCAGCUUAACAAUCUGAAUUCAUGCAUUCAAGAUCAAGAAGAAGGACUCGAGUGCCUAUUUAGGCAAUUGAUCAAAACAAGAGUCUCCCUCCUCAACAUCUUAAACCACUAG